This is a messenger RNA of Alternaria atra, 1671 nucleotides long. RefSeq lists its product as uncharacterized. The transcript is spliced from 3 exons. Bases 1 to 1671 code for a protein of 556 amino acids. The record is from RefSeq and is a predicted model, not a curated record. Lineage: Eukaryota; Fungi; Ascomycota; Dothideomycetes; Pleosporales; Pleosporaceae.
AUGUUUCGCCUGCUGCUUUGUGCAGCACUCUUUUUUCAGCAUGCCCUAGCGCUGCAACAAACUAUCGACCUUGGAUACGCAAAGUACCGCGGAAAAGAUAUCGGCAAUGGUGUUAUACGCUGGGCUGGGAUGCGAUAUGCGCGUAGCCCAUCCCGCUUAGAAGGACUGCGAUUUACCGCACCUCAGGAUCCCAAAGAGGAGCGCGAUGUUGUCAACGCUACAGAGUUUGGACCCGUAUGUAUCGGCACCAAGAAGCCAAUCAAAGCUGAACUUGGAGGGAGCAAUUCGGAAGAUUGCCUAUUCAUCAAUGUUUUCGCGCCAGAAAGAGCCACCAACAAGAGCAAGUUGCCGGUCUACAUCUUCAUCCAGGGCGGUGGCUUCAACAUCAACGGCAAUGCCAACUACAAUGGUGCAGACUUGAUCGAUGCUGGCGACGACGGCAUGGUUGUGGUGAACUUCAACUAUCGAGUAGGGCCUUAUGGAUUCUUGGCUGGCCGUGAGAUAGUUGCGAAUUCGAGCUUGAGCUUGAACAACGGACUGAAGGAUCAGAGAAAAGCACUUGAAUGGGUUCAAAAACACAUCCAGCAGUUUGGAGGCGAUCCAAAACACGUUACCAUCGGAGGGGCAAGUGCUGGAGGAGGCUCCGUCGUAUUUCAACUUACUGCAUAUGGUGGCCGAGACGACGGCCUUUUCCACGCUGCUGCUGCCGAGUCUCCUGCCUUUCCAUCACUUCGAGACGUAGCAGAUAGCCAAUGGCAAUUCGACGAGCUACUCAAACAGACUGGAUGCGCCGACCUCAACUGUAUGGCGAACUUAGAUGCGGUCACUUUCCAGGAUGCUGUGAGCACUUUGAAGAAGCCUUUCCCGGGCGGCAAAAAUCCGCCGCUUUACUUCUGGAACCCAACAUUGGACUACGAUUUCGUGCAAGAUUACACCUUCAACGAAUUAAAGGCUGGCCAUUUCGUCAAUGUACCUACCAUCUUCGGUAGUGCCACACAUGACGGUAUCAACUUUGUACAGAAGAGCGUCAUGUCUCAAACUCGAUCUCAGGACUUCCUCACGGACCAGUAUCCCGCUUUGAACUGGGAUACCCUUCGUCAGGUUUGGGAUGGCAAUAUGGCGACCACUGGGGAUGCUCGUUGGAGAUCACUGACUGCUGAUGUUUAUGGGUACAUCCGUUAUACCUGUCCCGCUCUUAACAUUACCGAUACCUACUCCCUUAACAAAACAACCCCAACCUGGCAGUACCGAUGGAACGUCGGAACCGCGUCGCAUGUUGGCGAGUUGCUGCCAAUCUGGAACAACGCUACUUCGGCCGCUGGUGUUUUUGUACAGGCAUACUGGGCGUCCUUCAUCCGAAGCUUUGAUCCCAACACGCACGCUGCAGAAUAUUUAGUCUCCAAAGGUUCAGAGCUCCAGAGCCCGGACUGGCACUCGUUUGGCGCGAGCGACGGACAAAGAUUAAGCUUCAACGACAACAACAAAGUAAACAUGGAGGUAGUUCCCGAGCUGGAGUGGCAGAGAUGUGAUGCCAUCGACGAUAUGGGUUUGCAUCUGAAGCAACCCACGUCCGACCCCACAUCUCUCGGAAGUCGGUACGCACCUUUUACAUCAACAUAUCUGGGUGUCGCUAUCAUGACCCUGGGCUUCUUCCAAUGGGUAUACGUGUGA